Messenger RNA from Lachnellula hyalina, 1629 nucleotides. RefSeq names its product Bifunctional solanapyrone synthase. Bases 1 to 1629 code for a protein of 542 amino acids. The transcript has 2 exons. Gene Ontology annotation, molecular function: FAD binding. The record is from RefSeq and is a predicted model, not a curated record. NCBI's taxonomy places the organism in Eukaryota, Fungi, Ascomycota, Leotiomycetes, Helotiales, Lachnaceae.
AUGGCAUCGCAGACUCUCUACUUGUACACGGCAACAGCUCUCGCCGUCUUAACCACAGUCCUCGCACUCCGUCGAAAACGAGAACCUCCCAGACAGCAACCAGCCCCAAAGCCCCACCCAUUAGCAAGCGUACCAUCCGAGCAACUCCCAGAAUACAUCCAGAGUCUUCUUGCCAAACUACCUAAUUGCGUCAUCUUGCAAUCUGACAUCGCGGCCUUCCAGCAAGCCGUAGAUGGUAGCUGGGCCCAGCCGAACCGCAAGAUAAUCCCAGCGUGCAUCGUACGCCCUUGCGAUGCACAACAGCUUGGUACCGCUGUUGCGAUCUUAAAACGGGAGCAAGAUCGCCGCGGCCAGGCGGGUGUUCCAGUGGCAGGGUUCUUCGCUAUCAGAAGCGGCGGUGUCAAUCCAGGGCUCGGGGCGUCGACGGUGCGGGAUGGCGUUGUGGUUGAUCUCAGCAAGUUUUGUGAGGUGGUGCCCGCUGUUGAUGGAUCGACUGUGACUGUUGGGACGGGUGCUAAAUGGAUCGAUGUGUAUAAACGACUCGAUGAGGAAGGACUGGUUGUAAUAGGGGGGAGGAACUCGCCAGUUGGCGUGGGCGGGCUGACUUUGCAAGGUGGGAUAUCUUUCUACUCUCCCAGGUUUGGCUUCGUCUGCUCCAAUGCCGUGAGCUACGAGAUCGUACUCGCCAACGGAAGCGUGGUGACGGCUUCAGCCUCGUCGCAUCCAGCGCUAUGGCGGGUAUUAAAAGGCGGCUCCAGCAAUUUCGGCAUCGUUACUCGUUUCACGCUGCGUAGCCUGCCUUCAGCACCGCUGUGGGCAGCGCAGAUCAUCGCACCUGCGUCGUUCCAACACGCAAAAGCAAUAAAGGCUUAUCAUGACUACCUCUCGCACGCGAGUUCUGGGCAGCCCGGCGCGUUUGAUGAGAAUGCCGCUGGCCCCAUAAUGUCCUUUGUCUACGUGCAGAAAAUUGGCCUGAAGCUCAUCUCUAUUAAUCUUGUGUAUACGAAGGCCCCGGAGAACAAGCAAUGGCCGUUUCAUUGGAAGGAAACGGGAUUCCCGUCGCUGUGGAGCUUUAAACGGAGCCAUGCAGUCGAGAGCCACACAACGGCCGUCGAACGUUUUGGCCGUACUGCACCACCCGGUACCCGCUAUACCAUGGGAACGACAACCAUCCGCAAUGAUGCUGAGACUAUGAGGGCCGCCUACGCCAUUUUCUGCCAGACGACGACCGAGCUGCGGCAUGUGAAAGGCCUGCUGUUCCCCUUUGUCUUCCAGACCAUCUUACCCGGCUGGGCGAAUAAGGGCGACCCGAACAUUCUCGGCCUCGAGGGUUGUACUGAGCCCCUGAUUAUCAUCAAUUGCGCCGUUAUGUGGGCCAAUGCUAAAGACGACGAGUUGGUCCGAUCGGCUGUCCGCCGCACGCUGGAGCAGGUCGAUGCGGCUGCAGUGGCAAGACGGGCGGACCACCCGUACAGGUUCAUGAAUUAUUGCAUGGAGUGGCAGCGACCGUAUAAAGGUUGUGGCGAAGAAAACGUUAAGCUUAUGCGGGAGGCUAGCCAGAAGUAUGAUCCGGACGGCCUGUUCCAAAACGGGUGCACUGGUGGAUUCAGGCUAGAUUUCUCGUCGUAG